AUGAGAGUAGGAUGCAAGAAAGAGAGAAAAUGUAAAUUUAAUAUGCAGCCGACAAAUUUAUGUCUAAAUUAGAUGUAACAUAUAUAAAAAUGUAAAAUUUAUGAGAUUGAUAAAUUAAAAUUAGGACAAUUAAAUGAAGAUCAGCUAUAACUAUUUAAUUAUUUACUAAAACUCAUAAUACCUUAUUAUUUGAAAAUGAUGCAAACAUUUUUUACAAAUCUCAGCUGA
Paramecium sonneborni is the source of this 228-nucleotide messenger RNA. The record is from the annotation of a GenBank genome assembly. NCBI's taxonomy places the organism in Eukaryota, Ciliophora, Oligohymenophorea, Peniculida, Parameciidae.